ACCGACGCACUUAAAAUGCUGGAGCGGCUGGCUUGACCGCAGUCUGUUCAGUCGUUCUGUCGCAGGUAAAGCGAAGAAAUGGAGGCAAUAUACAGCGUUCUUGGCUUGGAGUGGUUAGACACCAAGAGUAUUUUGAUAUUUGUCUUUGUAUUUCUGCUACUGAGCGAUAUUUUGAAAAACAGAAAACCGAGAAACUUUCCUCCUGGUCCGCAUGCUCUCCCUUUUAUCGGAGAUCUUCAUCGUCUUCAACCUACCAGACUUCACCUGCAGCUGACAGAAUUUGCAGAGGAAUAUGGGAAUAUUUUUAGCCUUCAUCUCUUUGGUGAAAGGGCUGUGAUCAUUAAUGGCUACAAACAUGUGAAAGAGGCCCUGGUCCAACGAGGAGAAGACUUCACAGAUCGACCUAUUAUACCAAUGUUUGAAGAAUUAGUUGGAAAUAACGGUCUUGCAACAUCAAAUGGUUAUCCAUGGAAACAGCGGAGGAGAUUUGCUCUUCAUACACUCAGAAACUUUGGUUUGGGCAAGAAGACCCUGGAAGUAUUCAUCCAGCAGGAGUGCCAAUAUCUCACAGAGGCCUUUGCAGACCAUCAAGGCAAGCCUUUUAAUGGCCAGACACUGAUAAACAACGCUGUUUCCAACAUCAUCUGCUGCUUGGUGUUUGGGAAUCGAUUUGAGUACAAUGACAAGCAGUACCAGUCUAUUCUUCAGGGCUUGAAUGACAUUGUGCGUUUACAGGGAGGUUUUAUGACACAGGUGUACAACACAAUUCCUUGGCUGAUGAAGAGGAUACCUGGACCUCAUCAGGAGAUAUUUCGUGUGUUACAGAAGAUUAUUGACUUUGUUGAACUCAAGAUCAAAGAACACAGAGCGAACCUUGACCCCUCAUCUCCAAGAGACUACAUCGACUCCUUCCUCAUUGAGAUGGAAAAGACGGAGGACCAGGACUCAAGUUUUACCCUCAACAGUUUGUGUUUUUGCACCCUGGAUCUGUUCUCUGCUGGAACUGAAACCACCACAACUACUUUACACUGGGGGCUGCUAUACAUGAUCAACAACCCUGAUAUACAAGAGAGAGUCCAGGCUGAGAUAGAUGCUGUGAUUGGUUCAUCCAGACAGGUGUCUGUGUCUGACAAAGAAAAUAUGCCCUACACUGAUGCCGUCAUUCAUGAGAUACAGAGAAUGGGUGACAUCAUCCCUCUAAAUGUAGCUCACAUGACAAACAAGGACACCACACUGGACAAGUACACAAUUCCAAAGGGCACUUUGAUUAUACCAACACUUCACUCGGUCCUACAUGAUAAACAGAUGUGGGAGACUCCAAAUACCUUCAACCCUCAACAUUUUCUGGACCAGGACGGUAAAUUUAGGAAGAGGGAGGCCUUCAUUCCUUUCUCUGCAGGUCAGCGUGUCUGCCUUGGAGAACAGCUGGCCAGGAUGGAGUUAUUCCUCUUUUUCACCUCCCUCCUGCAGAGAUUUUCUUUCUCUGCACCUGCAGGGCAGCAGCCCAGUUUGGAGUUCAUGUUGGGAGGCACUCGCAGUCCCAAACCUUACCUCGUCUGUGCAAAACCACGUUAAACGUCCAGCCAUCCCAAAUUAAGAAUCUUAAGAGGACCACUAGAUUUAUUUUGUUAUGAAUAAAACCAAAAAUACCUGCUUAAGAAAUAGUGAUGUUAACAAUGUUCUUACUUCAAUUUAAGUGUAAG
Messenger RNA from Melanotaenia boesemani (Boeseman's rainbowfish), 1703 nucleotides. RefSeq names its product cytochrome P450 2J4-like. Gene Ontology annotation, biological process: xenobiotic metabolic process. The coding region runs from base 79 to 1575 and encodes 498 amino acids. Gene Ontology annotation, molecular function: oxidoreductase activity, acting on paired donors, with incorporation or reduction of molecular oxygen, reduced flavin or flavoprotein as one donor, and incorporation of one atom of oxygen; iron ion binding; heme binding. The record is from RefSeq and is a predicted model, not a curated record. Lineage: Eukaryota; Metazoa; Chordata; Actinopteri; Atheriniformes; Melanotaeniidae. Gene Ontology annotation, cellular component: cytoplasm; intracellular membrane-bounded organelle. The transcript is spliced from 9 exons.